Neltuma alba is the source of this 522-nucleotide messenger RNA. RefSeq names its product kunitz-type trypsin inhibitor KTI2-like. Gene Ontology annotation, molecular function: endopeptidase inhibitor activity. The transcript has 2 exons. Bases 67 to 522 code for a protein of 151 amino acids. Lineage: Eukaryota; Viridiplantae; Streptophyta; Magnoliopsida; Fabales; Fabaceae. The record is from RefSeq and is a predicted model, not a curated record.
AAUAAAUAGAACCCUUCAUCCUCUUGUUUCUAAACACAAAGACAACAUCCCAGAAACACAAAGCAAAUGAAGACCACCAUGUUUGCCCUCUUCCUUCUCCUUGCUUUCGCUUCUUCGGCCACAGCCGAUGUUGUCCUUGACGCAAACGGUGAGCCGGUUAGUAACAACGGCGGCGCCUACUACAUCCUCCCGGAUAUUUUUGCAAAAGGCGACAUGAAUGUGGAUAUCUCCUUCAUUGCUGUACCCAUAUGUGCUCCUGCACCGUCCAAGUGGACCAUUGUUGUGGGAGAGGAAGGCACUAAGUCUGUGAAAAUCACUGGUUACGAUAACACUUUGAAGGGUUGGUUCAGGAUUCAGAAUUACGAUAGCUUGGCGUAUAAGAUUGUGUUCUGUCUAACCGAUGCUGGUUCUUGUGAAGAUGUUGGGAUUUCAAGUGAUGAUUAUGGAAAUAGGCGUUUGCUUAUCUCUAAUGGAAACCCUUUCGCUGUUGUGUUCGUGAAAUCUCCGUCACUUGAAGCUUGA